ACAGAUUGGAUACCGGAUACCCCCCACCGACCCACUGACAAAAAGCAACCACAGCGUGUCUGGAUAAUAGCACUCUCCCUUGCAAGUGUGUUUGUAACACCAACACCCAGCCUAAGGGGUCUGGCCUUUCAGUGUGGUAGUUGUUGCUUGUCGUCUUGGCUGAUUGGGCACCGAUAGGCAAGGAUUGCCCGAAGGAGAAUCACGGAACGAACUCGUCGAAAGCAACAGAAAAAACGGCCACCAUGGAGGACCGAGCGUUAGCGGAACAACUGGAGGGGCUGAUGAAUCUGCUGGCUGCAGUGGGGAUUUCUGCCGUGGACAAUCGAGAAAUGAAGAAAGCCUCGGUUGCCCUGAAGAACUACGGUAGUGGGGCUCCCAUUGUAUUUCCAUCAGACGUUCCGGAAGCUAAGCAGCUGAAUGAUGACCAAAUUGAAGCCAUGAUUCUAAAAUUGCAGCAAGCACAGGCUCAGGCACCGCAGUUAAUGGAAGCCUUGGAAGACUACGUGGGACAAAAGAAUGGUGGUACCAGUAAUCGAGGUACCAAGAAACGUACCAAGAAGAAAAAGGAGAAGAAAGGAGGUGGAACUUAUAAUCCUGCAGCGUUUGCUAGUUCUUAUCAGCAACAUACCAAACAACACUUGGCAUCAGCCGCGCAUGGAGAAGAGGUGGGAGAAGAAGAAGACGAAUACAUAGAAGAAGUUAUUGAAGAACCAGAGCCUCCUAAAAACGAUCAUGACGAUUAUGACGAAGACGAAGAAGACGAUGAUUUUGACGAAGAUGCUGAUUAUCCCAUGGUGGGACCAGGAGUUAGUGACGAUUGCUCCGUUGUGAGUGACAUGACAACUCCCACUGUGGUCAGUUCUAUUCAUGUAAAUGACGAGGAACAAUACGAAGAUAUGCUACCAUCCAUGUAUUUGGCCCAGGGUGAAAAGGGAGGACCUCCCUUGAUGAUUCAACCACCCAAACGCAAAAAUCUGGUUUCCAAAGUUGGAGCUGCAGCUGCAAAUAGGGGAGCUGUGCCGAUGCGGGUGGGGCCUGCUGGUGGUGGUGCGGGCAUGAGCGGGAGUCACCACGGCCCGGGAGGAGCCGCCGCCAAACGACGACAAACCUACCAACAAACCAUGUCAAAACUGCAUCAGAAUCCAUACGGAACCACUAUUGCCGGUCCUGCUGUCAAUCCCCUUGUGCCUGUGGAGGGGGGCGAACCAUUGGCCGGCAAUUCUGCUCAUGGUCCCGGAGAAUUCGCGUUCAAUCCACCACCAGAAGGAUGGCAGCCCUUUUCAGAUCCCAAUGGAGCACCCCCACCAGAACCAAACUUGGAUGGGAGUGGUCGAGUUAGUGCAGCUAGUAGUGGCACUGGAAAGCCAAAGAAAAAGGGCACGAAAAAAACUACAACCAAAGGAAAAGCUGCCGCGGGUGGUGCUGCCACAAAAUCUCCCAAGGCUGGGAAAAAGAAAAAGGCCGUUGGCAGCACCACCAUUGACAGAGAUGGAUUCUUGACGGCGCCACCACCCCUCGAGAAAAAGGGGAAAGACCCCAACGGCUUGUCGAAGAGCCAGCACAGCAGUGGAACGAAGAAAAAGGUUGUCAAAAAGAAGGUCGUCAAAAAGUCGGAUUCAGCUAGCGAAGGCAGACCAAAGAAAUCUCCCACAAACAAAGCCGCAAAAGAGCAGGCGAGGUAGCGGGAGCACGUGGAACUAGCUGCUUGCUAUUCUCGGCUGCGGAGACUGACGCAAUAGGAAACGCACAUGGGAGACGAAUAGAAAGGCAAAUUUGGCAUGUUUUCUAUUUAAAAGUUCACCCAUGCGGUGCAUCCAUAACGACCUAGGCACGCCGGAUCCAAGGAAGUUUUCCUCCUCCCAAUGACAAACUUCUCUUCCUUGGAUGUGAGUGCCAAAGAUUGAAUCAUUCGGUUUCCGACGUCGUAAAAAGGCUGGUUCUACACAAAACUUCACCCAACUCGAUUGAAUUCGAAAUUAGAGAUCGUGGACCCCGGGCCAAAGAGGAGCGGGGAUAAUACGCGGAAUGGUGUUGUAUAAUACUGAAUGUAAUAUCGCUUUGAUCGAUGAGGUGUUGGAGAGGAUUGGAGCCUCGGAAACGUCGCCGGAGUUGCAUGUAUGUACAGUAGAACAGUACUAGUAGGUACUCAAACUCGUGAAUGAAGGUGGUCGUCAUUUUUGUCGUCGGCGGCAGGGACUAACUACACGGUACUAUGCAUGGUACCUGGUACUAAAAGUCCUCUGUAUGUACCGUACCGGUACCGGUACCUGCACGGCUUGGUUGUAGCUGCAGGUUUUGCAUUGUUAAUAGGAACGAUGAAUCGAAUCUGUUUACCGUACUCGACGUAGCUCGGAAAGUGCUAUGCUUCUUGGAAAUCUCACUUACUUUGGCAAUAGAGAAGACGAAUCACGAGGGAAUGAUCUUUCUCCACUCUGAAACGCACGGGAACGAUCCGUUGUC
This is a messenger RNA of Seminavis robusta, 2460 nucleotides long. NCBI's taxonomy places the organism in Eukaryota, Bacillariophyta, Bacillariophyceae, Naviculales, Naviculaceae. The record is from the annotation of a GenBank genome assembly.